Molecule: messenger RNA, 699 nt
Organism: Eimeria maxima
Lineage: Eukaryota; Apicomplexa; Conoidasida; Eucoccidiorida; Eimeriidae
Exons: 5
Coding region: 1-699 (232 amino acids)
Biological process (GO): regulation of transcription by RNA polymerase II; transcription elongation by RNA polymerase II; regulation of DNA-templated transcription elongation
Cellular component (GO): DSIF complex
Molecular function (GO): mRNA binding
Source: RefSeq, a predicted model, not a curated record
AUGGGGAAGAAGGAGGAGGAGGAUCCUUCUUCUUCCUCCUCCUCUUCUGCAGAAGAAGAGAGCAGCGAGAGCAGCAAUUCAUCAGAUGAGUAUGACGAGGAAGCAGCAGCAGCAGCAGCAGCAGCAGCAGCAAAAGAAAAAACAAAAAAGAGACAAAAAAAAACAAAUAAAAGUCAUGCAAGGGAGAGGGCAGCAAAAAGAAGACGGGGUGUUAGUGCUUUCCUUGAUGUAGAAGCGCAGGUUGGAGAUGAGGAGGAGGAGGAGGAGACGGAUGAAUUUAUAGAUCCAAGCGAGGCAAGAGAGGCAACAAGAUGGGCAGCAAAAGCAGCAGAAGCUCGUCGUUUAUCUCAGCAGCAGCAGCAGCAGCAGCAGCAGCAGCAGCAGCAGGAUUGGGGAAGAAGAGGAGGGUCUGCACAUCUUGUUUCUGCUAUUGAUUCUCUUACAAGAAGAUACCAAGAUCAAUCCUUUGAGGAAGGAGAAGAAGAAGAUGAUGAAUAUGAUGAUGCAGAGGCACUCGAAUAUGAGGAAUCUGCGGAGGCGAAUAUUCUUCCUGACAUGAGAGACCCUAAGCUAUGGAUGAGUGGUACGGAGAGAGAAGAAGUAAUAGCAAUAUUAAAUAAAUGUUUUGUGCAUGCAAAGAAAGGAAUAGAUCUACAAAUAUAUUCUGUCUUUGCCUCUGAUGACCUAAAAGGUAAAUAA